AAAUAAACACACACAUAUUAUUAUUCAAUAAAAUCUGAGAAUAUAUACGAUUAUCUAGAUCUUCUAGGAAUAAAUCAUUGUCAAAAUCAUUCCAUAAAUUGGGGUAAAAAUAAUUAUUCCACCAUUAUGACCAACAGUGUAUAAUUUGGCCUAAACAAUGAUACAUGUACACUGUAGUUUAAAUCGACAAUCAUAUUUUGACCGUCACUCUUCUUAACAUAGGGAAAAAAGGAUACUGCGCAGAAUGGAUCGGAAGACAUUGACAUCACUUAUUCUCGUCGUGACGAUUUGCUUGUCGUGGGCCCAUAAAUUAGGUUCGUCUGACGAUGGUUCUCCCGUUCUCACUCGAAAUAAACGGAACCUUGUGCAGUUCCUUGGUAUGAUUGAAUGCGCCACCGGUAGCUCGGGCUGGGAUUACAAUAAUUACGGUUGCCACUGCGGUUUUGGUGGGGGAGGAACCCCGGUGGAUGCAACAGACAGAUGCUGCGAGGCCCAUGACAAAUGCUAUGAUGAUGUCAUCGCAGAUAAUAGCCUCGGCUUGUUUGGGUUUUGCAGCCCGUAUUUGGUCACAUACAAGUGGAGCAGCAGCAGCUGUACAUGCAUUACCGGCGGGUGGACGAACACGGAAUGUAAGAAAAGAACUUGCAAGUGUGAUAAGGAUGCGGCAGACUGCUUCGCUCAAGCUAAGGAGACUUACGAUGGAGAAAAGUACAAGGGCUACGACAAGGAUAACUGUUCUUAAGAUCCCAAUCCAACUCCGACUCCAACUCUGACCCCAACUCCAAGUUCUAGUCAUACUCCCAUCUUGACCCCUCUUUUAGCAAAUAUUUGUUAAAUUACUUAUUAUUACUAUUAUUAUUAUUGUUAUUAUUAUUAGGCAUUUAGCUACGAUAUUCAUAGUACACUAUAUCACAGCGCUUACAAUAAUAUAAUAUUUUGUUUUGUAUCAUCACACUUAAAACCAGGCGGGAUCAAUAACAGAGGCGGUGCGGGGAUGGGGUUGGGGAAAUAUGGCCCAUUUUUGGCAGGUAUACUACAUCUACUUAAAACUUAAAAGUGCCCCUCUCUUUUUUAUCUUUUUUUUUUUUUACAUCUGAUAAAAUGCCCUUUUUUAUUUAUACCAAGUGCACUUAUCCUUCAUGUUAUGUGCCUAUUUAGAUUCCUUUUUUGAAUGUGCCUAUUGUACUUUUGAUGAUUGCCCCCUUUUUCUUCUUUUUAUUACAUCAAUAGCCGCAUAUUCCACGGCAAAAUUCUUGAACUUUACUAUUAAUAGCUUAAGAGGAAAAAAAAUGGAAUCUGUUUUUACUUGAAGUGGGGGUUGAAAAAGAAAGUGACUAGUUCAUGAUACCGGGAUCUGUUCAGCGUUGUAGUCCCUUUUGCCUGGAGUUGGGAAAGGGAGUUAUUAAUCUGUAGA
This is a messenger RNA of Strongylocentrotus purpuratus (purple sea urchin), 1414 nucleotides long. Its product is annotated as basic phospholipase A2 pseudexin A chain-like. NCBI's taxonomy places the organism in Eukaryota, Metazoa, Echinodermata, Echinoidea, Camarodonta, Strongylocentrotidae. The transcript is spliced from 4 exons. Gene Ontology annotation, biological process: arachidonate secretion; lipid catabolic process; phospholipid metabolic process. Gene Ontology annotation, molecular function: phospholipid binding; calcium ion binding. The record is from RefSeq and is a predicted model, not a curated record. Bases 245 to 742 code for a protein of 165 amino acids.